Messenger RNA from Mercenaria mercenaria, 2819 nucleotides. RefSeq names its product mucin-2-like. Bases 1 to 2241 code for a protein of 746 amino acids. NCBI's taxonomy places the organism in Eukaryota, Metazoa, Mollusca, Bivalvia, Venerida, Veneridae. The transcript has 8 exons. The record is from RefSeq and is a predicted model, not a curated record.
AUGAGAGUGUUCCGUACCAGAAAAAAGUUACCAUCAUCAAGACAUUGUUUAAACACAGCAUGCAGAGCGAGUCCAGCACCCCGCACAGUCAGUCACAGCUGUUACACCUGCCAUAAUCAGGCGCUGCACGAGUCAUGUAACCAUACACAAAUCUGCUCGCCCAAACAGGGUGUGUGUAUAACACAAGUGUCUUUCACGGAGGAUGAUACAUGGGUAACGCGAGCAUGUGCAAGGGUUACGUUAUGUGCGAACUCUGAGGAGAACAAUGCUGACGAAUGUUACUGGGAGGACCCACUGUCCUAUGGCUUUGAGGGAAAAUGCUCGUUUUGUUGCAGUGGGGACGAUUGUAACUAUAACCACCUUCCAGACAAUCUAGCUGCGAAGCUAUCCGAUGACGACAACGAAAACGGUGGACCAAAACCAGGCGGAACAACAAGACCAAAACCAGGUGUUCCCAAACCAGGUGGAAAUACUGGGCCAAAACCAGGUGGACCAAAACCAGGCGGAACUACAAGGCCAAAACCGGGCGGCACAACGAAACCUAAACCUGGUGGUCCCAAACCGGGUGGAAAUACUGGGCCAAAACCAGGUGGACCAAAACCAGGCGGAACAACAAGACCAAAACCAGGUGGUCCCAAACCGGGUGGAAAUACUGGGCCAAAACCAGGUGGACCAAAACCAGGCGGAACAACAAGACCAAAACCGGGCGGUACAACGAAACCAAAACCUGGUGGUCCCAAACCAGGUGGAAAUACAAGGCCAAAACCCGGCGGUACAACAAAACCAAAGCAAACACGACCACCUGCAACAAACCCACCCCGUACAAGACCAGCACAGACACAACCACCAGCAACAAACCCACCCCGUACAAGACCAGCACAGACACAACCACCACAAACAAAUCCUCCCCGUACUAGACCAGCACAAACUAACCCACCUCGUACUCAACCAGCACAAACACAACCACCACAAACAAAUCCUCCACAAACAAACCCACCAAAAACAAAUGCUCCAACUAUGCCUCCUUCUGGUGGCGGAAGUUCUUCCGGUGGCGCUUCUCACGGCGGAAAUUCCGGACAUCAUCAUGGCGGUAGUCCCAGUGGCGGGAAUCAUGGUCAAGGCUCUUCUUGCCAUUCUCAUGGUGGACAAGGGUGCUGUAUGAACCACGUAGACGCGUCAUAUGAUAUUGAUGUAAAGAUACAUAUCGGCAGAAAUCAGUUUGGUGGAAAAUUUUCUGGUGGCAGUUCGCAUGGUCAUGGCAACGGAAAACAACAAAAUCAGAACAACUCCUCUGCAACAAUCAAACCAGUAGCACUAUCCACAGUUGUUCCAGUGACUGCAACAAGUACUCCAGUAAAAACUUCCGCUCCUACUUCUAGUACCCUUGUUCCCACAACACCUACCUCAACUAGCACUAGUGUUCCCACAACACCUACCACAACUAGCACUAGUGUUCCCACAACGCCUACCACCACACUCCCACCGGUGAGCGCAACCUCUGUACCAAACAGCAAUGUCACCCCAAAGAAAUUGACUGUACAGCAAACAACUCAGCAGCCUACUACUACUAAACCUACUACCCCUACCCCAACAAGCACAACGACGAGCUCUACAACCAUGUCUCCAACAAGUGCCACCACUACAGCUGCCGGUUCGACUAGUAAACCGAAAUUUACCCUCGCACCAACCACUCAACCACCAACCACAAAACAACCUACCACACCAACACCAACGACAACAAGUACGACAACAUCAACAACAACGCCAACCACUACUAGUACUACGACCCCAACAACAACUACAACGAGUACGACCACGACAACACCGAGUACAAGUACCAAACCAACGACGACACCAGUCAGUACAGUACCUACGACAACUGAUCCACCAUAUAUAUGUUACGUCUGUAAGGACCCUCAAUGUACUAAGCAAGUGUUGAACGUAUGCGCCAAAGAUUCUGAAUUCUGUAUGACCACAGUUACUCAGCUGGCUGAUGGAACUAGAGUUUUCAAUAAAGGAUGUGUGAAGGAGAACGAGUGUGAAGCGGAGUGGUGGCAGAAAACAGCCGGAAGUUCCGAGUGUAUGUCUAAUAUAAUAGACGAUAGUCCAUCUGGUCCGCCUAACAUGCCAAUGAAGUGUAGUUAUUGCUGUAAAGACUCUCUGUGCAAUGAAUAUGUUAAACCUAAAACUUCAGCAUCUUACUAUAUCGGCAAAGCUCUUCCAAAAAUCUCCGGUCGGUAGAGGACACCUGUCAUAUUUAUACGUUAUAAACAGAAAUUUCAUAACUUGCACAUUUUAGUUUAUCAUAAAACUGUGUUACCAUUCUACAGACAUUAGACCGUGCUACCAUUUUUCAGCAAGUUUUAACUGUUAAAAAAGUUUUAAUCUUGCAACUACUCCAAUGAAACAUUUCGCAAAUGCAGCUUUUCUCUGCAGAAACUUAGCAAAAUAGAUGCACUAAAAAGCGUCUUUAUUCCGGACCCGGAACACUGAUUCCUUUGUGUCCGCAAUUUCAUAAAAAAAUCUUUAUGUCACAUAUUGAUAGUUUUCUACGCCGUCAGGUCAUUUCGUAUUUCAAACUGUACAAACAAGUCGGACUCAAUUAUUCAAAUGACCUGUAUUUGAAAAAUAAAACAUAAAAAACUUGGCAGAUGCUAUUUUUGGCGCGCCACAUAGUAGCUAAAAUGCACUCAGGUCAAGGGUGUUUUUUUAAUAAUAUAUCCGCAACAUGGGACAUAGGAGUUGUUAUAUGUAAUCAACAUUGGUAUUAUAUGCGAUUGCGACAGAAAACAGAGUAAAAGUUAUUACUUGCCACUCUA